GAAGAGGAUGCCUCUGGAGCUGCUGACCACGAGGCGCGACCCCUGGCAGUUCCAGGCGCUGCGCGAGCGGCUCGCGGCCCCGGAGGCGGUGCGGCUGAGCGGGGGAGCAGCGCGCGAUGCCCACGCGCCCGCGGGGCCCAAGAGGCCCAUGAUUGAGGCUCUCCUCUUGCUCGCGGCCGUCGGCUUCUCGCCGCGGGCGGCCGCCUACAUGUCGACAGGCGCUUGCCGCGCCCCUGGACGCACUCAGGAGCGAGAGCCUCAACCUGCUCUGCACACCAGGCUCUACGUGUACAACCCUUUCUACCUGACGGGCAGCACCCGCGCGCAGGAGAUCACCUGCGAGCACUACAUGGGCGUGAUCCUCUUCCCUGGGACGAGCCGCCGCCCGACACUGGUCGGCCGCCACAGCCUCUUUCAGCACGACUACCACUGGGAGCUCUCCUUCGGCUGGACCAACAAGAGUUGCGGGGGGAGCAUCUUCCUACAUCAGCGGUUUCCGCAGGCACACCUACGCCGGAUCUACCCUCCGCCCGCGGCGCUCUCGGGCCGCUGCGGCGCGACAGUGCCGCUCCUCGGACGUGCUCCUCAUGGUUCGGCACCUUUCCGUGCCAUCGGAGUCCUGCUCCAGCCGCAACUCAUGCCGCCAGGUGACCCAGGCUAUGAUCUCGUGGGCACGCACCACGCUGGAGUCUGUGGGCAGUCGACGCACGCCCUUCAGCCGGGCGGACCUCAGCUCGGCGACUCCGUGGACGAGACUUUUCUCGGCUCCCCGUCCCUGCUCGAGCCCGACUUGUGGAGCGAGGUCGACAGCGCCGUGGGCCCCUUCCUGGAGCUGGAGGGCCUUUCUGGACGUCUUUGGCAACGGUUCCUCUCGGACCACGACACCUUCUUUGUCAGCGGGGACACCUUCAUCGGGGCGCACGGACGGUCACGCAGGAUCGACUUCCCCCACGCCCCGUGCAAGUGCAAGGCCCCCAUGGGAGCAGGACGCCGCCUCAACACAUUGUACGAUCGAGACCACCGCUCUGUCUACGCGGGCGACAUCUUCGAGGCCCACGCGCAGCACACCUGGGACUACGAAACGAUCAUGUUUCGUCUGGAGGGCGCCCUGAAGUCGCGCGACCUGCAGCAGGCGGUCACGUUCCUCCCCAAGAUGGCGCGCCAGCACGCCCCGCAGUUCAGGGACCUCGCGGCCUCGGAAUGGAUCAGCAUCGUGACCCCGCCCACGGCUACUUCGAUCGUCGCAGCUCGGGAAGCGGGCAAGAUGUACGCAGAGGCGGAGCAGGUCCCCGAGGCGAAGAGGCCCCGUAGGGGCACCUUCUACCAGCAGUUCGUUUGCAUGGGGGCGCUCCACCUCAGGCUGCGCACGCGCCACAACGACCAGUACACCAGGAUGCAGUUCGCUAACGCGGACCAGAUCACACUGAAGAGCGUCAACCCAGACGGCCAUCGGGAGACAUGCCUCGACGUUCUGGGCGGCCGCCAGAAGAUGGGGACGGCCCCUCUGGGCCACCUGGAACCGAUGGCCCAGAAACUGCUAGACAAGAACCGCCAGAUCCACUACGGCCAGAAGGGCUGA
Messenger RNA from Prorocentrum cordatum, 1579 nucleotides. NCBI's taxonomy places the organism in Eukaryota, Dinophyceae, Prorocentrales, Prorocentraceae. The record is from the annotation of a GenBank genome assembly.